Messenger RNA from Carcharodon carcharias (great white shark), 6377 nucleotides. RefSeq names its product syntaxin binding protein 5a (tomosyn) (gene stxbp5a). The record is from RefSeq and is a predicted model, not a curated record. Gene Ontology annotation, cellular component: plasma membrane; SNARE complex; cytoplasm. Gene Ontology annotation, biological process: regulation of exocytosis; regulation of protein secretion. The transcript has 28 exons. Gene Ontology annotation, molecular function: myosin II binding; syntaxin binding; GTPase activator activity. The coding region runs from base 244 to 3690 and encodes 1148 amino acids. NCBI's taxonomy places the organism in Eukaryota, Metazoa, Chordata, Chondrichthyes, Lamniformes, Lamnidae.
CGGGGGCUGGCGGCUGCGUUUCCGUGUCCCGGGCAGUGGAGAGGUUACCGGAGAGAGGGAGAGGAAGACACGGAGAGGGAGCCGGGGGCGCGAGGAGGCGGAGAAGGCAGAAAGGAAGGAAGGGGAGGGAGCAGCAGCAGCCCGGAGCUGGGAGGCCAGGCGCCCACCUCAGCCCGCGGCCUGAGAGCAGGGGGAGGGCCGGCCCUCCCUGUCCCUGACAUGUGAGGCGGGCCAGCGGCCACCAUGAAGAAGUUCAACAUCAGGAAGGUGCUGGACGGCCUGACGGCGGCGGCGGCCGCCUCGUCCUCCUCGUCCCAGCCCGGCCAGCGGCCGCCCGACAGUGACAUCGUCGAGACCCUGUGCUCCGACCACUUCCAGCUCUGCAAAACGGUUCGUCAUGGAUUUCCAUAUCAGCCUUCAGCCAUGGCUUUCGAUCCAGUGCAGAAAAUCCUGGCAAUUGGAACCCAAACUGGAUCUUUGAGACUCUUUGGACGACCAGGGGUGGAGUGUUACUGCCAACAUGAGAGUGCUGCAGGAGUGAUCCAACUGCAGUUCUUGAUUAAUGAGGGAGCCCUUGUGAGUGCCUUGGCGGAUGAUACUUUACAUCUCUGGAAUCUACGUCAGAAAAGGCCUGCCAUACUCCAUUCUCUUAAAUUCAACAAAGAAAGGAUAACAUUUUGCCAUCUGCCCUUCCAGAGUAAAUGGUUGUAUGUUGGCACGGAAAGAGGCAAUGUGCAUAUUGUCAACGUGGAGUCUUUCACACUCUCAGGCUACGUUAUUAUGUGGAAUAAAGCCAUUGAGCUAUCAUCAAAAACUCACCCAGGGCUAAUUGUCCACAUCAGUGACAACCCCAUGGAUGAAGGCAAGCUUUUGAUUGGUUUCGAAUCUGGAACUCUGGUAUUGUGGGACCUUAAAUCAAAGAAGGGGGAGUACAGAUACAGCUACGAUGAGGCUAUUCAUUCUGUGGCUUGGCAUCAUGAAGGAAAACAGUUUGUUUGUAGCCAUUCAGAUGGCAGCCUUACUAUCUGGAAUGUAAAAUCUCCUGUCAGACCUGCACAAAUUAUUACACCACAUGGAAAGCUGCCAAAAGAUGGAAAGAAACCAGAGUCCUGCAAACCCAUCCUAAAAGUGGAAUAUAGAACCUGUAAAUCCGGAGAUCCUUUCAUCAUAUUCUCAGGAGGUCUGUCCUAUGAUACUGUAGGCAGAAGACCAUGCUUGACAGUGAUGCAUGGGAAGAGCACUGCAGUACUUGAGAUGGACUACCCGAUUGUCGAUUUUCUCAGCCUCUGUGAAACACCAUAUCCUAGCGAUUUUCAGGAGCCGUAUGCGGUUGUUGUCCUUCUGGAAAAGGACUUAGUAGUUGUAGACCUCGGACAAAAUGGUUACCCUAUAUUUGAGAACCCAUACCCUUUGGAUAUACAUGAAUCGCCUGUCACCUGUUGCGAGUAUUUUGCUGACUGCCCUGUUGAUUUAAUUCCUGCACUUUAUUCUGUUGGGGCAAAGCAGAAACGGCAAGGAUACAGUAAAAAGGAAUGGCCCAUCAAUGGAGGUAACUGGGGCUUAGGCACUCAGAGCUACCCAGAGAUAAUUAUCACAGGGCAUGCAGAUGGAUCAUUGAAGUUCUGGGAUGCUUCAGCCAUAACGUUACAAGUUUUGUAUAAGAUGAAGACAUCCAAGGUAUUUGAAAAAUCUCGGAAUAAAGAGGAAAAACCAAACACAGACAUUGUGGAUGAAGACCCAUAUGCCAUUCAGAUUAUCACAUGGUGUCCUGAAAGCAGAAUGCUGUGUGUGGCAGGUGUAUCAGCACAUGUAAUAGUUUACAAAUUCAGCAGACAGGAAGUGACAACAGAGGCUAUCCAGAUGCUCGAAAUACGAUUGCAUUACGAAAUAAAUGAUCUUGAAUCACCGGACACUGAUCAAAUACCAACAUUGGGGACGUCAUGUCCGGGACCAAACUCUCAAACUGCAAACUCUCAGUCUCAUCCCUCUACAAGCAGCAGCUCAUCAGAUGGUCUCCGCGAUAAUGUGCCCUGUCUUAAAAUUAAAAGUACUCCAUUAAAACAAGGGGCAGGCUAUCAGGCUGAAGUAGUGAUUCAGUUGGUUUGGGUUAAUGGCGAACCUCCACAGCAGAUAAGCAGCCUAGCAGUGAAUUCAUCAUAUGGACUUUUGGUGUUUGGAAACUGUAAUGGCAUUGCAAUGGUUGAUUACAUUCAGAAAACUGUACUACUAAACCUGGGCACAAUUGAACUGUAUGGGUCAAACGAUCCUUACCAGAGACAACCAAAGUCCCCACGCAAAACACGGCAAACCUCGGGAGGUCUCUGUGAUAUCAAUGAGGGUUCUACAACUCUCGAUGACCGCUGCAAAUCUCCCACAUCAGGUUCUGCCUCUUCAUGCAAUUCUGAAGAUGAACAAAAAUUGCCUAACUUUAUAGAAAGGGUGAAAAACAAAAGCAGAAAAUUUUCCAAGACCAUAGUAUCUGAUAUAGCGAAGAUGUCAAGAAAACUAAGCUUGCCGACUGAACUGAAGCCCGAUUUAGAUGUGAGAGACAACUCUUUCAGCCGUUCCCGCAGUUCCAGUGUUACCAGCAUCGACAAGGAGUCCCGAGAGGCGAUCACAGCUCUUCACUUCUGUGAGACUUACACCCGAAAGGCAGACACAUGCACAUCACCAUGCUUGUGGGUAGGGACUACACUUGGCACUGUAUUGGUCAUAGUACUGAAUCUGCCACCUGGAGGAGAGCAGAGACUUACUCAGCCGGUCAUCGUGUCUCCCAGUGGGACUAUAUUUAGACUAAAAGGGGCAAUUUUGCAAAUGGCAUUUCUGGACACCACAGGAAGCCUCAUCAACCCAGCACACGAACCCUGGAGAGAACCAAAUGUACAAGAGGAGAAGGAUGACAAGGAUAAAUGUAGGAAACUGAGGCCAGUGUCUGUCUCCCCCUCGUCCUCUCAGGAGAUAAAUGAAACCCAAUACACAGUAAUAUGUUCAGAAAAACAGGCAAAAAUUAUCUCGCUGCCAUCCCAAAACUGUAUUUAUAAACACAACAUAACUGAAACAUCGUUUGUUCUUCGUGCUGAUAUUGUGGGACUGAAUGGGAGCAUCUGCCUUGCAUGCUUCUGUGCCAAUGGACAUAUCAUGACAUUCAGCUUGCCAAGCCUUAGGCCACUGCUGGAUGUCAAUUAUUUGCCACUGACGGACAUGAGAAUAGCUCGUACUUUCUGUUUCACCAACAACGGGCAGGCUCUAUAUCUGGUUUCCCCUACUGAGAUCCAGCGCAUCACUUACAGUCAGGGAACAUGUGAGAAUUUGCAGGAAAUGCUAGGAGAACUGUUUACUCCUGUGGAAACACCAGAAGCUCCAAACAGAGGGUUUUUUAAAGGCUUGUUUGGUGGAGGUGCCCAGUCACUAGACAGAGAAGAGCUAUUUGGCGAAUCUGCAGCAGGAAAACCCUCAAGGAGCCUGGCCCAGCAUAUCCCAGGGACUGGUGGAAUUGAAGGUGUCAAAGGAGCGGCAUCUGGUGUUGCAGGCGAGCUGGCACGAGCCAGGAUAGCACUUGACGAAAGAGGGCAGAAACUGAGUGAGCUGGAAGAACGAACAGCGGCCAUGAUGUACAGUGCUGACACUUUCUCUAAACAUGCUCACGAGAUGAUGCUAAAGUGCAAAGACAAGAAGUGGUACCAGUUCUGAUAACCUUGCUGCACAUUACCAAACUACUUAAGCUGGAAGGAGGUUAUCCACAGAUGAUUCUCCCUCUUCAUUUAUUUCUGCAGGACAGGAGGUUCAUCUUUGAGUACUGCUGUUUCCUAGCACAACUCAUAAACUUUCCCUCAGUCACAUUGCUUUAAACUGAGGAGGAAACUGAAAACUUGCAACAUGAAGGUGUUUUCUACUGUAACUGUGGGUUGAUGCACAGUGUGGGACCUGAGCAGGGAACAAGGGACACAUGGGGCAGUGCUGGGUUUUCUGUGUUAUUUCACAUGCCAAAUGUUUUGUGCUAUUGUCUCUGCCAGUGUUUCACCCAUGGAGCUAUAAAUGUAUACUGCAUUCACUCCAGAUGCCAACAAAUGCAAAACAAGAGGAUAAAUACGUAUAGCAGAGUAUUGACAUGAGAAUCCAAACAAUGAUCCAUUCCUGGCCCAAGAAAUUAAUUUGCACCUUAUUUGUUUGCGUUCAGUGCUGGUUGGAUAAUACUGGUUUGCAUCUGACGCUGAUUGGAAGAUACAGGUUUGGAUCCAAUUGUUAUUGGAUGAUGCUUGUUUGUCUAAUGCUAGUUGGAUAUUGGUGUAUGUCCGCUGGUUGGAUGCUGUCAGUUUGUGUCUGGUGCUAAUUGGAUGAUGUCAGAUUGUGGCCGUGCUGGUUGGAUGAUGUUGGCUUAUGUCCAGCAGUGUUUGGAUGAUGUCGGUUUGCAUCCAACACUAGUCAAUGUUGAUUUCUGACCGGUGAUGAUUGGAUGAUGUCAGUUUAUCUCCAACAAUAAUUGGUUGAUGUUAAUUUUUGUCUGGUGAAUAUUGGAGGAUGUCAGUAUGUGUCCAGAGCUGGUUGAAUGAAUAACAUUUUUUGAUCUGAUUUUGUCCUUAGCUGAUAAUUUAGUUGAUAUGGAUCCAUUUCAUGCCAGAUGCUGCCUGUAACAUUACUCAUACGGAAAGUAUUGUAAUUAGAUUUGUUACUUUUGUUAAUGCAAGUUUAUGUAUGUCUCCCCAUUUACUAUAAAUAUUUGUCAGUAAUGCUAAACUUAUCUAAACUAAUGACCUUUUUUAAAAAUCUUAAAUCACCAGUUUGGGGUUUGAGUCCACAUAACCAUUAUACAAAUAAAAUCUUAACUUUCAUUAAUAGUAUUACGUUGCCAGAUUUUACUCCAGUUUGAAUACUCUUAAUACUUAAUGUACUAACUCCUACCUUAUUACUCCCUAGGUCUUGUAUGAAAUUAUGGCAUUUAGCAGACUUAUGUCUGCAGAAUACUUUGGGAGACCAUGGAAAUAUUUUUUCUUGUUCAAGGAACAAAUUUCAGUUGACAAUAAGAACUAUUUUCCUGGCAGAAAUAUGCUUGGAACCAAAGGGGAGAAAAGUGGCAGGUUAAUAUUAUUUAUGAGGUGAGAGGAAGAAGUGGAUGAGUCUGACUGUGAGUAGUUGGCAAAUUAAUAGGACACUGAAGCUCCUUUAGAAAAACACUUAUGUGCAUGGAAUACAUGAAAUAUCAACAUAGUUAGAAGUUUUUCGUAAGUGAGGUCAGCUGCCAGCAUGGGCUGAUUCUGAUUCCUGUUCAUACCUUGCUGUAUUGUAGCAUUUGUGCUACACGGAGGUGAUAUUUAGUGCAAUACUUUGGGAAUGCCCAUAUUGGAAAAUUAAAUGGAAUGUACCUGAGAAGUUGGUCACAACUUUUUUCUAUCUUUGUUUUUGUACAUACAGUAGUUUUAUGUAUUUGCCUAUGCCACUUUGCUUUAGCUUUGGUAUGUGAAGUCUGCAGCCUUUCCCAUUCAUGAUCACUGCACAUGUUCAUUUUGGGUCUUGUGUGGGAAAUUAAAGGCUGAGAUUGUGAAGGAAUGCUGCUGGCUCAAGAUAAUGGCUGUUGUUUAACAACAAAGCCUGGGCUUGGAAUGUAAUUGAAUUCCAUUGUGUUAUGUUGCUCAUGCAGUAGAAUCUAUUGUUCACAGACCUCAGAAGCCACUGUAUCCAGAUCAACACAGCAAAUCGCUAUGCUUUUAAAACAUAGUCUAUUAGAAAUUCACGAGCAUUUGUUUCAUGAUGAAAUUCUAACCUGCAUUCAAUAUAAAAUGUUGAUCACCAUGGUCAUCUUCAGUGCAGAAAUGUUUAUCUGGUGUGUUAUCAGUUGUUGCCAAGCUUUUCAUAUUUAGUUUUUUUGCAUUUAUUUUGGAGGACAUUUCAUUCCUUUUUGUUUACAGUUCUUUUUUGUUCUAGUAUCUCACUGAAAUCUGGAGUACCUCUUAUAAAGUGGCUACUGCCUGGAUUGUCCUGUCUCCCCCAAUUAUGAAGGCACAAUGCUCCUAAAAGGGGAGUUGUACACACACAAGGGUCUUUAUCCUCUUGAUUAGCAUUUCAGGAUUUCUUUAAUGAAACUGAUUUCUUUUCAGCAUAUUUGAAAAUAUAUAAAUAUGAAGUAUAUGUGUUGAGAAAUAUAUUUCCUUAAACAUGUUUUCAGUGUAGGGUCUGUAUUUCAUUUCCCUGAUCUUUUGAUGGAAGUGCACGAAAUUAACUGCUGUUUGUGUGUUACCCGUGAUGUGCAUCAAGUCUCUGAGUGUUCUGUUAAAUUAAAAGCUAAUGAAGUUGAAUUUGCUGAGUACUUCUGCCAAAUUGUAAUGUUUUUUCCUGAAAACUGUUUUUCUAAAAAAAUUAAAAUAUCCAAUCCAGCUGAAAAA